Messenger RNA from Dendrobium catenatum, 2051 nucleotides. RefSeq lists its product as uncharacterized. The transcript has 7 exons. NCBI's taxonomy places the organism in Eukaryota, Viridiplantae, Streptophyta, Magnoliopsida, Asparagales, Orchidaceae. Gene Ontology annotation, molecular function: phosphoprotein phosphatase activity. The record is from RefSeq and is a predicted model, not a curated record. The coding region runs from base 201 to 1625 and encodes 474 amino acids.
GCUUUUUCUACAGUUUCAUCUUCGAAAGUUUCCCCGGAUUUAUCCCUCUCCUCGCUUUCCGGCCGAGCUAGCGAAAAGAGGAGAGAGGAGAGAGAGGACAGAAGGAGAUUCUGCUCAUAUCAUCUAUCUCGCGUGUGGUUGGAGUCCUGAUAGCUAUCGUUCCUUGAGUAAAUUCUUCCUAUCUGUCCUUAAUAGCACAAAUGCCAGCAUUUAAGAUGAAGAUCAAGUCAAAGACAAACUUCCUGAGGAAAUGUAAUCACAAAUCAACUAAAAUAUCAAAAGGCUCACGCCCUCAAAUUAAGUCAUCAGAAAAUCAAACGGCAGUGGACUCUUCAAAUCCAACUCUGUGGAAAAUUUCUUGCAAUAUUGAAGUAUCUUCUCAGAAUGUUGAAGUCACUGAAGCCAAUGACUGCCAGGACACAUAUGCUGGAGACUCUACUCAAAUGUUGAAAUUGUUGUUCUCAUCUCCUGAUUCUCCUUCAUUUGGAGGAAUGGAAUCGAUGUUUGCAUCAUGCCCUGGUAACUUGGAGACUAUUUUUUCACCUGGUUUUGAGCAGACUGAUGAAAACUUCAAAGCAGUAAGUCCUAAUGAAUCAGUUGGACAUGAACAACCUCAACUACCUCAUCUGAUUACUGAUGAGGUCGAUGAUGAUAGUUGUACUUUAAGUGAAAUCCAAGCUUGCAAUGGAUUCGAUUUCUACUUCUCAGAUAAUGUUACGGCAUUACCAGUUGAUGGAGGCAUUGGGUUUAACGAGAUAUUAAAUGUAGCCUGUCCUGAUUAUGAACUUCUGAAUUCUGAUGCACUACUUGAUUUGGAAGAUAGGCCGAUAUUAUUUCCAUUAUUGGAUGAACGUCUGGAAAGUAUUGGAUUUAGUGAUGAUAAAUCCGUUGGAAAGCAUAUGGACGGCGAUGAAUCAUGCUUGUACCUUGCUAUCCAUCAGUUGAAAUCACCGGAUCAGGAUGCUCAGAUAAGAUGUUUGACCAGUGAUUUUGAGGAAACGGCAUACUUCAAUUUACAAUUUACUGGUCACAAAUUAUCGAAUUCACCUGUUUCAAAAGCAGAGGAAGUAAAAAGAAAGCCUAUUACACUUGUGCUUGAUUUGGACGAGACUCUUGUACAUUCUACACUGGAGCAUUGCGAUGAUGCAGAUUUCUCCUUUCCUGUUUUCUUUAACAUGAAACAGCACACAGUCUAUGUAAGACAGAGGCCAUAUCUACAGACGUUCCUUGAAAGAGUAGCCCAAAUGUUUCAUGUUGUCAUAUUUACUGCCAGUCAGAGCAUCUAUGCCGAAAAGCUCUUGAAUAUUCUGGAUCCUGACAGAAAGUUAAUCUCUCAGUGCUUUUAUCGCGAGUCAUGCGUAUUUUCUGAUGGUAGCUACACGAAAGACUUGACUAUUUUGGGGGUUGAUCUUGCAAAAGUGAUUAUUAUUGACAAUUCUCCACAGGUUUUCAGGCUGCAAGUGGACAAUGGCAUUCCCAUUAAGAGUUGGUUUGAUGAUCCAACAGAUCAAGCAUUAAAUUCAUUACUACCCUUCCUUGAAAAUUUGGCUUAUGUGGAUGAUGUUCGACCCCUUAUUUCAAAGAUAUUUGGCACUAAAGCAGAACAAAAAGUUGUCUUAAUAUAGUUGAUUUGGGAAAAAGAAAUUGCUUAUGAUAUCCACAUUCAAUUUUCGACGAGGACACCAUUAUUUUUGAGACAAUACAUUUUUCUUUCAACACUACCUAUUUUGGAUUUUGCAAGAUUACUUGUCUUGCAAAAAAAGAAAUAAUAUUUUUUACAAUCCGAUUAAUUGUCGGUGUCCUCGUCGAAAUUUUGGUCAGAAUAUCUGAGCCUUUUAUUUUUUUUUCAUCAACUUUUCAUAUCAUCCUCAUUAGACCACAGCUAUUUUGUUUACAUACAAUAAAGCUCUCAGCCUUCUUGUUAGAUUUAGAGCAUAGUUUUUACUAGUUGUGUAUAUAUAUAUAUAUAUGCACUCUCUCUUUCAUGUUACAAUUCAGGUGUGUAAAUCACUCUUAUUUUGUGCAAUAAAACAAUCUGCUCUUUCAACUGA